Molecule: messenger RNA, 3342 nt
Organism: Pipistrellus nathusii (Nathusius's pipistrelle)
Lineage: Eukaryota; Metazoa; Chordata; Mammalia; Chiroptera; Vespertilionidae
Source: the annotation of a GenBank genome assembly
AUGAGAUCGUCAGCCUGCCGGCUCUCCAGUUUUUCGAGAGACACACUAUGGAAUCGGAUGCCGGACCAGAUCUCCGUGUCCGAGUUCAUCGCCGAGACCACCGAGGACUACAACUCGCCCACGACGUCCAGCUUCACCACGCGGCUGCACAACUGCAGGAACACCGUGACGCUGCUGGAGGAGGCGCUAGACCAAGAUAGAACAGCUUUGCAGAAGGUGAAGAAGUCUGUGAAAGCCAUCUACAACUCUGGUCAAGACCAUGUACAAAACGAAGAAAACUAUGCCCAAGUUCUGGACAAGUUCGGGAGUAAUUUUUUAAGUCGAGACAACCCGGACCUUGGCACCGCUUUUGUCAAAUUUUCGACUCUUACAAAGGAACUGUCCACCCUGCUGAAAAAUCUGCUCCAGGGGCUGAGCCACAACGUGAUCUUCACCUUGGACUCCCUGCUGAAAGGAGACCUCAAGGGAGUCAAAGGAGAUCUCAAGAAGCCAUUCGACAAAGCUUGGAAAGAUUAUGAGACAAAGUUCACGAAAAUUGAGAAGGAGAAGAGAGAGCAUGCGAAGCAGCACGGGAUGAUCCGCACGGAGAUCACGGGGGCGGAGAUCGCGGAGGAAAUGGAGAAGGAGCGGCGCCUCUUCCAGCUGCAGAUGUGCGAGUAUCUCAUCAAAGUCAACGAGAUCAAGACCAAAAAGGGCGUGGACCUGCUGCAGAAUCUCAUCAAGUACUACCACGCCCAGUGCAAUUUCUUUCAAGAUGGCUUGAAGACGGCUGACAAGUUGAAACAAUACAUUGAGAAACUGGCUGCUGACUUAUAUAACAUAAAACAGACCCAGGAUGAAGAAAAGAAACAGCUAACCGCCCUCCGGGACUUAAUAAAGUCCUCUCUCCAGCUCGAUCAGAAAGAAGAUUCCCAGAGCCGCCAGGGGGGGUACAGCAUGCACCAGCUCCAGGGCAACAAGGAGUACGGCAGCGAGAAGAAGGGGUACCUGCUGAAGAAAAGCGACGGGAUCCGCAAAGUGUGGCAGAGGAGGAAGUGCGCGGUCAAGAACGGGAUGCUGACCAUCUCCCACGCCACGGCUAACAGGCAGCCAGCCAAGUUGAACCUCCUCACCUGCCAGGUGAAGCCAAAUGCCGAGGACAAGAAGUCUUUUGACCUGAUCUCACAUAACAGGACGUAUCACUUCCAGGCAGAAGACGAGCAGGAUUACGUAGCAUGGAUCUCGGUGCUGACAAACAGCAAAGAGGAGGCCCUGACCAUGGCCUUCCGCGGGGAGCAGAGCACGGGCGAGAACAGCCUGGAGGACCUGACCAAAGCCAUCAUCGAGGACGUCCAGCGGCUGCCUGGCAAUGACGUCUGCUGUGACUGCGGCUCCUCGGAACCCACCUGGCUUUCGACCAACCUGGGUAUUUUGACCUGCAUCGAAUGUUCUGGAAUCCACAGGGAAAUGGGGGUCCAUAUUUCCCGCAUUCAGUCUCUGGAACUAGACAAGCUGGGAACUUCUGAACUCUUGCUGGCCAAGACCAUCGGGAACAAUAGUUUCAAUGACAUUAUGGAAGCCAAUUUACCCAGCCCCUCACCGAAGCCUACCCCGAUGAGCGACAUGACCGCGCGGAAGGAGUACAUCACGGCGAAGUACGUGGACCAUCGCUUCUCCAGGAAGACCUGCUCCUCUCCGUCGGCUAAGCUGAACGAGCUGAUGGAGGCCGUGCGGUCCCGGGACCUGCUUGCCCUCGUCCAGGUCUACGCGGAAGGCGUGGAGCUCAUGGAGCCGCUGCUGGAGCCCGGGCAGGAGCUCGGGGAGACCGCCCUUCAUCUUGCAGUCCGAACUGCAGACCAGACAUCUCUCCAUUUGGUUGACUUCCUUGUCCAAAACUGCGGGAACCUGGACAAGCAGACGGCCCUGGGGAACACGGCCCUGCACUACUGCAGCAUGUUCGAGAAGCCCGAGUGCCUGAAGCUGCUGCUCCGGAGCAAGCCCACCGUGGACGUGGUGAACCAGGCUGGAGAGACUGCCCUCGACAUAGCAAGGAGACUGAAAGCCACCCAGUGUGAAGAUCUGCUUUCCCAGGCCAAGUCCGGAAAGUUCAACCCGCACGUGCACGUGGAGUACGAGUGGAACCUGCGCCAAGAGGAGAUGGACGAGAGCGACGACGACCUGGACGACAAGCCGAGCCCCAUCAAGAAGGAGCGCUCGCCGCGCCCCCAGAGCUUCUGCCACUCCUCCAGCAUCUCCCCCCAGGACAAGCUGGCGCAGCCGGGGUACGGCACCCCGCGGGACAAGCAGCGGCUCUCCUACAGCGCCUUCCCCAACCAGAUCUUCCCCUCCACGAGCACGGACUCGCCCACGUCGCCCACCUCAGAGGCACCUCCGCUGCCUCCUCGAAACGCCGGCAAAGGUCCCCCCGGCCCGCCUUCCACGCUCCCGCUCGGCAUGCAGUCCUCCGGCGGCGGCACCUCCACCCUGUCCAAGAAGCGGCCCCCGCCGCCACCCCCCGGGCACAAGAGAACCCUGUCGGACCCUCCCAGCCCACUACCUCACGGGCCCUCCAGCAAAGGCGCGGUUACCUGGGGUAACGACAUGGGUCCAUCCUCGUCCAGUAAGACCACAAACAAGUUCGAGGGGCUGUCUCAGCAGGCAAGCACCGGUUCCGCGAAGUCUGCCCUUGGCCCGCGAGUUCUGCCUAAACUACCUCAGAAAGUGGCCCUCCGGAAGACCGAGACCAGCCACCAUCUCUCCCUGGACAAGGCCAGCAUCCCGCCCGAAGGCGCCCUGAAACCGGCACCGCCGGCAGACCUGCCCCCGAAGCCCACCGACCUGGCGCCCAGGCCCCAGAUCGGAGACCUGCCGCCGAAGCCGGGAGAACUGCCGCCCAAGCCUCAGCUGGGCGACCUGCCCCCCAAGCCCCACCUCUCAGACCUGCCCCCCAAACCGCACAUGAAGGACCUGCCCCCCAAGCCGCAGCUGGCAGACCUGUUGGCCAAGGCCCCGCCCGCCGACGGCGCCCUCAAGGCGCACUCGCUGGACCUCUCCCCGAACGUGCCGGCCCGGGACGCCCUCCAGAAGCAGGCCUCCGAGGACGCCAACGACCUGACGCCCACCCUGCCCGAGAUGCCCGUGCCGCUGCCCAGGAAGAUCAACACGGGGAAGAACAAGGUGCGGCGCGUCAAGACCAUCUACGACUGCCAGGCCGACAACGACGACGAGCUGACCUUCCUCGAGGGCGAGGUGAUCGUCGUCACGGGCGAGGAGGACCAGGAGUGGUGGAUCGGCCACAUCGAGGGAGAGCCCGAAAGGAAAGGGGUCUUUCCCGUGUCCUUCGUCCACAUCCUGUCCGACUAG